This is a messenger RNA of Myotis myotis, 4611 nucleotides long. It is a transcript of the gene GABRG2, whose product is annotated as gamma-aminobutyric acid type A receptor subunit gamma2. The transcript has 10 exons. The coding region runs from base 178 to 1605 and encodes 475 amino acids. Gene Ontology annotation, cellular component: postsynapse; neuron projection; synapse. Gene Ontology annotation, biological process: chloride transport; gamma-aminobutyric acid signaling pathway; nervous system process. The record is from RefSeq and is a predicted model, not a curated record. Lineage: Eukaryota; Metazoa; Chordata; Mammalia; Chiroptera; Vespertilionidae. Gene Ontology annotation, molecular function: GABA-gated chloride ion channel activity; GABA-A receptor activity; inhibitory extracellular ligand-gated monoatomic ion channel activity.
UUAUUUCUGCCCUCUGAAUAUUAAUUCCUGAAGCUGGUAGCAAUAUAUCUCCCCAGUGACGGGACCUACUAGAGGCAGGUGGGGGGAGCCACCACCAGAUCAUAAGCAUAAUAAUAAUACAAAGGGGAGGGAUUCUUCUGCAACCGAGAGGCAAGAAGCAGGGGGGGGGGGGGAGCGAUGAGUUCGCCAAAUAUAUGGAGCACAGGAAGCUCAGUCUACUGCACUCCUGUAUUUUCACAGAAAAUGACGGUGUGGAUCCUGCUCCUGCUAACGCUCUACCCCGGCCUUACUAGCCAAAAAUCUGAUGAUGACUAUGAAGAUUAUGCUUCUAACAAAACAUGGGUCUUGACACCAAAAGUUCCUGAGGGUGAUGUCACUAUUAUCUUAAACAAUCUCCUAGAAGGAUAUGAUAAUAAACUCCGACCUGAUAUAGGAGUGAAGCCAACAUUAAUUCACACAGACAUGUAUGUGAAUAGCAUCGGUCCAGUGAAUGCUAUCAAUAUGGAAUAUACAAUUGAUAUAUUUUUUGCUCAAACAUGGUAUGACAGACGUUUGAAAUUCAACAGCACCAUUAAAGUCCUCCGAUUGAAUAGCAACAUGGUGGGGAAAAUCUGGAUUCCAGACACUUUCUUCAGAAACUCAAAAAAGGCUGAUGCACAUUGGAUAACCACCCCCAAUAGGAUGCUGAGAAUUUGGAAUGAUGGUCGAGUACUCUACACCUUAAGGCUGACAAUUGAUGCUGAGUGCCAAUUACAGUUGCACAAUUUUCCAAUGGAUGAACACUCCUGCCCCUUGGAGUUCUCCAGUUAUGGCUAUCCACGGGAAGAAAUUGUCUAUCAAUGGAAGCGUAACUCUGUUGAAGUGGGUGACACAAGAUCUUGGAGGCUUUAUCAAUUUUCAUUUGUUGGACUGAGAAAUACCACAGAUGUAGUGAAGACAACUUCUGGAGAUUAUGUGGUCAUGUGUGUCUACUUUGACCUGAGCAGAAGAAUGGGAUACUUCACCAUCCAGACCUACAUCCCCUGCACACUCAUUGUUGUUCUAUCCUGGGUGUCUUUCUGGAUCAAUAAGGAUGCUGUGCCAGCCAGAACUUCUCUAGGUAUCACAACUGUCCUGACAAUGACAACCCUCAGCACCAUCGCCCGGAAGUCACUGCCCAAGGUCUCCUAUGUCACAGCAAUGGAUCUCUUUGUAUCUGUCUGCUUCAUAUUUGUCUUCUCUGCUUUGGUGGAGUAUGGCACCCUACAUUAUUUUGUCAGCAAUCGGAAACCAAGCAAGGACAAAGACAAAAAGAAGAAAAACCCUCUUCUUCGGAUGUUUUCCUUCAAGGCCCCUACUAUUGAUAUUCGCCCAAGAUCAGCAACCAUUCAAAUGAACAAUGCCACGCACCUUCAAGAGAGAGAUGAAGAAUAUGGGUAUGAGUGUCUGGACGGCAAGGACUGUGCCAGCUUUUUCUGCUGUUUUGAAGAUUGCCGAACAGGAGCUUGGAGACACGGGAGGAUACAUAUCCGUAUUGCCAAAAUGGACUCAUAUGCGCGGAUCUUCUUCCCCACGGCCUUCUGCUUGUUCAACUUGGUUUAUUGGGUCUCCUACCUCUACCUGUAAAGAGGUAGGAGUCUUAUUGUUAUAAGGGUCUUAUUUACUAAAUCUCAUGGAGAGAUGUCCUUUCUAAGUCCACUUAAAUAAUCCUCUGUGCAGUUUAUAAUGAUCUGAAUUUGUUUCUUUGUUCUAACCUGGUAAAUUGUAUUAAUGUCAUACUGUUUGCACCCAACUCGCCUUUGAUAAGUGUAAUUUAAGCUAUAAUGUUUCUGUGUUGCAAACCUGCAGGGCAAGUUGAAAUUAGAGCAAGAACAUUGAAACCAAACAAGAUAUUUCCAGCUACAGAACUGAAAUAGUAAAAGCAAUGAUUAUUUGCAGUGGUGGUGUCCUCAUUCCAUUCAAAAUACAGUUAGAUGCAAAAUAUCCCAAACUGUUCCCUAAGAUCAUCUGGGGUCAAAUUGUAGUAAAUUGAUCCCAACAGAACAUCUCCCUCAUUUGAGACAAAUCACAACUCAUUUUAAAUAUAAGAACCUAGACAAGAAACCUAUUAUACCUCGAUCCCAAGAUAGAAAGAAAAUUUCCUUCACAUCACAUGUACAAUGAUGUAAAUAUUUCAAUAACAUAGAAUGCUUCAAGUUUAAUGCAUGCAUCUCUUUAGAGCCAAAAUAAAUGGACUGAAGUUAACAUCAUAAAGCAUUGUCUUUUACUCUUUGUGUCUUUGGGCUAUAAAAGAAUCAUGAAUGCAAUUAUAAGGAUUUGGGAUUGGAAUUGGAGGGGAAAUUUUUCACUAUCUUUUCCCUCAUGCAUAAAGAUUGAAAUAGCUUAUGCUUCCUCGUAUGACAUAUUAAACACUCUAAGUAAAAUAUAGACUGAAUAUUAGACAUUUUCCACCUCUAAAUAUGCCCAAUUUCAUAGAGUAGAAAGUGAUUGUAUGUGCUUGCUGCUAUUUUUACUUCCUUUUAGGACUAUAGAUCUUAACAGAACUUACUCUGCAUCUCAAGAUCUGCUUGUAGUGAUUGUGAGUGCCUCGGAGACAGUGUCCUUUUCAUGUCCUCUUUGGGUCCUCAGCACCUUGCAUAGUGCCUGGCACACAGCUGGUGCUCAACAAGUAUGGUUUGGAGUGAACUGGCCCCAUAUGAUGCCAGUGCAUCUCCCUGUGCUGGCCUGGAACCAGUGACUCUUCUUUUCAUGUUGGCACUGUCAAGUGAUAUUUGACUUUGUAGAGAAAAACAGAAGGAUCCAAAGAACUAAGGCUAUUUAUAUUCAUUUUCAAAAAUUUAUUUUAGCUAAUGUCUAUAUUCCUUUAAAACAAUACUUACGUCUGCUAUUUGUAUACAAAAAUGACUCUGCUAGGGAAUAAUUAAAAGUUCUAUAUUAUUUCUUCAUGUUUAGGAGUGAGUCAACCUUGACCCAUGACAAUUGUCCUUAAGGACACAUGACAGGUAUUAUCAAUACUCAUACCUGACUAGUAUUUAGAAUAUAGUAUUCUAUGUGUAAAAUAUUUAAUGUACUGAAGAUUAAAUUUAAAAAAAUGAAAUAACAAAUGAAUGACUUACAAGGAGGCUGAGCCUAUGCAAUCAUUCAAGUAGAUUGUAAUCACAUAAAGUGGUUGUCCCAGACUUCAAAACAUCAUGAACAGAGCUCCAUCUUUGUGUAUUCAUUCUGAAUCCUUAUUUUUCUAUGUUAGCAUCCUUUGUCAGUUCUUCUUUUCGGCAAUCAUUGCUCUAAGUCAGAAUUCAAUCAUAGCUCGUAAAGCUUUAUAGAUAACCUAAAAAAGAGUAGAAAAAAGAGACAGUGACUUUGUUAAUAUAAAUCCAUGUAAAGUCAUCAUCAAGUCAUCUGGAUGAAUCUUGAAACACAUUUAGCUGCCAAUUUUACAAACAUUUAAUAUACCAGUGCUCUAGUAUAUAACCUCAAACAUAUGUAAAUAGAAUCUAUUAUUUUCUUGUUUUGGAUUGUUAACAUAUUAAAUAUUGACUCCUUGGGAGAAUUGUUGGCAAAUUUUCAAUGGUGAGACACGUUAUUAAUGUCAACUUGAAAUGUAUUCCAUAAUGGGGAUACUCAGAAAAGCUGGCUUUCCAAUGUGUGCAUAGAAUUGGCAAUAUGAAUAUAUAUUAUACAUACCCUAAAUCUUAAUUAUCAGCUGCUCCCUGUCUCUGUAUUUGAAAACCUUUUCGCAAAGGCAAUUGCCUAAUAUGUGGACUUUUACAAUAAAAAUGCUGCAUUCUCAUCCAUGGUGGCAUCCCAGUGGUCUGGUUGGACGUGUAUAUCUUAAAGAUUGUGACCAUUUCUUCCUGGCUCAUUCCCCAACACUGCCUUCCCUUUCUGUGAGAUUCAUGUGUGAGCAGUGUGAUCAUCUUUUGCAUCAUGAUGCCCCUCACUUCACAAGAAUUAAGAGAUGCAUUUGGGGUAUGGCGUGGAGACAGAAGGUAGAAAGGUCAUGAUGUAAUAAAGCUCAGGCCUUCUGUACCUCAAAACUUGUGGUGUGGUUAAGAAUAUGGACACAAUGUCAGACAUAGUUGGGGUCCCAACCCUACAUCUUUAAAAAUAUAUUUUAUGAAUUUUGCAGAGAGGAAGGGAGAGGAUAGAGAGUUAGAAACAUCCAUGAGAGAGAAACAUCGGCCAGUUGCCUCCUUCACAACCCCUAUUGGCGAUCGAGCCCGCCCGCAACCAAGGUACAUGCCGUUGAUCAGAAUCAAACCUGGGACCCUUCUAUCCAUGAGCUGACACUCUAUCCACUAAGCCAAACCGAUUAGGGCCUAACUCUACAUUUACUAGUUAUUUGACAAUUCUCAAUUUAGCCUUAAUGAGGCUCCGUUUUAUCUGCUAUAAAUUAGGUACAAUAAUGCCAACCAAUGUAGUGUCACUCAACAAAUGGGGCAAAAGUCCCUUCCCUCACUUCUAGUGCCUAUAGUGCUCAGCUAACCAUGCACCCUGUUGGCUCAGCUCUCCUAAAGGAACCCCCCAGCCUUAAUGUGACUCUAUGUCACAAUGUUUGAUCUUUAAAGAGUAUACAUUGCAAACAUUCUUUAAAAUCUAGGUUGAAAAUCUAAGUCUACUGUUGAAAAAAAA